AGCAUUAAAAUGCAAUUUACCAAAACCACAAUCAGUAAGUUACAUUCGAAUGCGCCUCGCAUAACUCCAAGAGGUUUCAAGUGUUAGUUGCAACAAGUGCAGUGGAAAGACUGUUAGGCCCACCUGAUUCGGCACCACUGAUCACAAGAACCUAAAAGAACCCAACAAACCUCACUAGUUUUAAGAGGACACUAGAAACGACCAAAAUAAGCCAAACUCAGCUACGAUGUUGAUCAGACUUGUAGCGCGAAGCUCGCGCCUCCCUAGCAGUUCCACCUUCAACUUAGCGUCCAAAUGCCGACAUUACUCAGGAGAAUACAAGCCGAUCAGAAGCGUCCUGGUGGCCAACAGAGGAGAGAUUGCUGUCCGAGUUUUCCGAGCUUGCAAUGAGCUGGGCAUUAAGUCAGUGGCAAUUUACUCGAAAGAAGACAGAGGACACGCCCAUAGGCUGAAGGCUGAUGAGUCUUACUUGGUAGGCGAAGGCCUGACCCCAGUAGAAGCCUACUUGAACAUCCCACAAAUAGUGAAAAUUUGCAAAGAUCACGGAAUCGAUGCCGUCCAUCCAGGCUACGGAUUUCUUUCGGAACGCGCUGAUUUUGCGCAGGCUGUUUUAGAUGCAGGUCUUCGUUUUAUUGGGCCUUCUCCGAAAGUUGUCCAUCAGAUGGGCGACAAAGUGGCAGCCAGGGAAGCAGCCAUUGCUGCAGGAGUUCCAAUCGUUCCAGGAACAGACGGCCCAGUUCAUACUCUGGAAGAAGCCCUAAAUUUCUGCAACCAGCAUGGGCUUCCUGUGAUAUUCAAGGCAGCCUAUGGAGGCGGCGGAAGAGGAAUGAGAGUGGUAACCAGCAUGGAUAAGGUAGAGGAAAGUUACAAGCGAGCCUCCUCUGAAGCUCUGGCUGCGUUUGGAAACGGCGCUCUGUUCAUUGAGCGGUUUAUUGAAAGACCUCGACACAUUGAAGUGCAACUGCUUGGCGACAAGGCGGGCAACGUGGUUCAUCUGUGCGAGCGGGACUGUUCAGUGCAAAGAAGACAUCAGAAGGUGGUGGAAAUGGCUCCGGCUCCUCAUUUGGACCCGAAGAUUCGAGACGCCAUGACUAGCAUGGCUGUGAAGUUGGCCAAACAUGUUGGAUAUGAAAAUGCCGGCACUGUGGAGUUUCUCUGCGAUCCCAAAGGGAACUUUUUCUUCAUUGAAGUCAAUGCCCGACUGCAGGUGGAGCACACAGUAACGGAAGAGAUCACUGGCAUCGAUUUGGUGCAAAGUCAGAUUCGAGUCGCCGAAGGAAUGACGCUGCCUGAAUUGGGAAUAACUCAGGACAAAAUAGUUCCCAAUGGCUUCGCCAUUCAAUGCCGUGUGACUACUGAAGAUCCAGCCAAAAAUUUCCAACCAGACACCGGCAGGAUUGAAGUAUACAGAUCAGGAGAGGGAAUGGGAAUUCGUCUGGAUGGAGCAUCUGGAUUUGCUGGCGCUAUUAUCUCGCCCUACUACGAUUCCCUGCUAGUCAAAGUGAUCGCCCACUCUUACGACUUACCAAGCGCUUGUUCGAAAAUGGACCGAGCUCUGAAAGAGUUCCGGAUCAGAGGCGUGAAAACCAACAUUCCCUUCCUACUGAACGUGAUCACUAACCAAAAGUUUAUCAACGGAGCUGUUGAUACGUAUUUCAUCGACGAGAACCCGCAACUGUUCAACAUGGUCCCGGCUAGGAACCGAGCUCAGAAGCUUUUGGUGUAUUUAGCCACGGUUUUAGUGAAUGGCCCUCAAACACCUUUAGCCACCAAACUGAAGCCUGCUGAGAUCAAACCGCAGGUUCCCAAAGUCUCCUUGGAAUACCUGUCCUACAAGCCAGAGCAAAAGCCGGAAAUCCACCCGCCCAAAGGCUUCCGACAAAUCUACAAAGAACAAGGGCCCGAGGCCUUUGCUAAGGCGGUGCGCAAUCACAAAGGCUUGCUGCUGAUGGACACAACAUUCCGAGAUGCUCAUCAGUCGCUUCUAGCGACUCGAGUACGAACUCACGAUUUGCUCAAAAUUUCGCCUUUCGUCACUCACAACUUCAGCCAGCUCUAUUCCAUGGAGAACUGGGGCGGCGCCACUUUUGACGUGGCCUUAAGGUUCCUCCAUGAGUGCCCGUGGGAGCGACUGGAGGAGAUGAGGAAGCACAUCCCAAACAUUCCAUUCCAAAUGCUGUUGAGAGGCGCCAAUGCUGUGGGCUACACCAACUAUCCAGACAAUGUGGUUUUUAAGUUCUGCGAGCUUGCGGUCCAAACCGGAAUGGACGUGUUCAGAGUCUUCGACUCCUUGAACUACCUUCCAAAUCUGAUUCUUGGUAUGGAAGCGGCUGGGAAGGCUGGAGGGAUAGUGGAGGCGGCAAUCUCCUACUCUGGAGAUGUCAGCAAUCCCAACAAGAAGAAAUACGAUCUAAAGUACUACGUGAACCUAGCAGAUGAGCUGGUGAAGGCCGGUACUCAUGUGCUCUGCAUCAAAGACAUGGCUGGACUGCUGAAGCCCAAAGCCGCCAAAAUGCUUGUAUCAGCGCUGCGCGAUAAACACCCGGAUGUUCCCAUUCACAUCCAUACCCAUGACACUAGUGGGGCUGGAGUAGCCUCAAUGCUGGCCUGCGCUGAGGCUGGCGCUGAUGUUGUUGAUGUAGCUGUGGACGCUAUGUCUGGAUUGACCUCGCAACCCAGUAUGGGAGCGAUUGUAGCUAGCUUGCAGGGAACUCCUUUGGACACCAAUCUGGACUUGUCCCAGAUCUCCGAAUAUUCAGCAUACUGGGAGCAAACGCGCACUUUGUACGCCCCAUUCGAAUGCACCACAACGAUGAAGAGCGGCAAUGCGGAUGUUUACAACAACGAAAUCCCCGGGGGACAGUACACGAACUUGCAGUUCCAAGCCUACUCUCUUGGACUGGGAGAUUUCUUUGAGGAUGUCAAAAAGGCCUACGCUCAAGCUAAUGUGCUGCUGGGCGACAUCAUCAAAGUAACUCCCUCUUCCAAAGUGGUAGGCGAUCUGGCUCAAUUCAUGGUCCAGAACAAGCUGCAGCCUCAAGAUGUGCUGGACAGGGCUGAGGAGCUUUCCUUCCCCAAGUCUGUGGUUGAAUACCUGCAAGGAGCCAUUGGGCAACCCUACGGAGGUUUUCCUGAGCCUCUCAGGUCAAAGGUUCUGAGAGACAUGCCUCGAAUUGAGGGCAGACCUGGAGCGAGUUUGCCUCCAUUGGACUUCAAGAAACUGCAAGAAGAACUUUCGGAGGACUUUCCAGCUGCUAAUGAGCGAGAUGUCAUGAGUGCGGCUCUCUAUCCGCAGGUGACCAGGGAGUAUUUGACAUUUGCCGAUAAAUAUGGGCCAGUAGGCAAGCUGGACACCAGGAUAUUCCUGACCGGUCCCAAAGUGGGCGAAGAGUUCGAAUGCACCAUUGAAAGAGGGAAAACCUUAGGUAUUAAAACUCUGGCAAUGGCGGAAGACUUAUCAGAAAACGGAGAAAGGGAAGUGUUCUUUGAUCUGAACGGUACCCUUCGAUCAGUGUUUAUUAAGGAUCAAGAAUGCACCAAGGACCAAGUGUUUCAUCCUAAGGCCGAUAAGGCCAACAAGGCUCAUGUGGGGGCUCCCAUGCCAGGCACUGUUAUUGACAUCAGGACUAAGGUUGGCGACACAAUCGAAAAAGGUCAUCCUGUGGUGAUUUUAUCGGCAAUGAAGAUGGAAACUGUGGUCCAAAGUCCGGUGGCUGGAACGGUGAAGGAAGUGAAGAUCCAAAUGGGGCAGAAAAUCGAAGCUGAAGACCUGCUGGUUAUCGUGGAGUAAAUUCCCUCUAAAGUCUGUGUUUGAAGUUGUAUAAAAUUGUUCUGUUGUUUAUAUAGUUUAUACCUAUCUAUUUUGAAAUUGGAUUUUUUGCCAAUAUUCCCAUCUACAACUACGAUGUUAAAUUUAGUUAACACAAAUAUAUUGUUUUAAAUAUU
Messenger RNA from Dendroctonus ponderosae (mountain pine beetle), 3945 nucleotides. RefSeq names its product pyruvate carboxylase, mitochondrial. Bases 227 to 3790 code for a protein of 1187 amino acids. Lineage: Eukaryota; Metazoa; Arthropoda; Insecta; Coleoptera; Curculionidae. Gene Ontology annotation, biological process: pyruvate metabolic process; gluconeogenesis. Gene Ontology annotation, molecular function: pyruvate carboxylase activity; ATP binding; metal ion binding. The record is from RefSeq and is a predicted model, not a curated record. The transcript is spliced from 19 exons. Gene Ontology annotation, cellular component: cytoplasm.